Messenger RNA from Sitophilus oryzae (rice weevil), 3386 nucleotides. Its product is annotated as transcriptional repressor CTCF. NCBI's taxonomy places the organism in Eukaryota, Metazoa, Arthropoda, Insecta, Coleoptera, Curculionidae. The record is from RefSeq and is a predicted model, not a curated record. The transcript has 14 exons. Gene Ontology annotation, molecular function: RNA polymerase II cis-regulatory region sequence-specific DNA binding; DNA-binding transcription factor activity. Gene Ontology annotation, biological process: regulation of transcription by RNA polymerase II. The coding region runs from base 316 to 2379 and encodes 687 amino acids.
AAUUUUUGUCGAAAUGCCCCCUACAAUCCGAAAAGGAAAUGCCCAACUUCCAAAUUAGAAAUAAUUCAAAUAAAUUCAUCGGAUUUUGCUUGAUUUUUGUUAAAUAACGAAGCAAUAAAGGUAGCAUAUGGGGUCGAUACACGUGCAUCUGCUUAUUAAAGGCAAAAAUGGCGACUGUCGAUGCUUGGCCUACAAAACGCAAUUUCAAAUUUAUUUCGCUCGUAUUUUGGAGGGAACCCCUUAAUUUCUAGUUUAAACCAAAUAAUUGAAUGAAGUUUUCAGGGUAAUGUAAUUUAAUUACAAAAAACCAUCAAUAUGACUACAAAUACACAAUUCGACGAGACGACAAUUAAAAUAGAAGACACCUCGGAAAAUGUUACCGAGAUCCAGUCCUAUUUGGCUGGCUUCCAAAAAGAAAUCGGCGAUAAUAACAUACAAACAAACUCAGGAGGUGAGGAAAAUGAAAAUGAAACAGAGGAAGGUACUUACUUUGUCGAUCAAGCCGGUCACUACUAUUUUCAAGCCAAGGGAGAUGCGCAGCCAGUCAUGACGGUUAUGUCAGCCUUACCACAACAGGCUGCAUCGGAUGAAGGGGACGAGUACAUUAUUAACGCUGACAAUGAGGAGAAUGAGACCAAUGAUGACCAAGAAGAGCGUGGACCUAGCAACGAAAAUCAAAUUUUAAUAAACUCAGGCAACGCUUUCCAAAGAGUGACUGUAGUUCCUGCCGAUAACAAUUCUGGCGAACUCAGUUACGUUCUCAUCGUUCAAGAUCCUGAUUUGAAAGACAAUGAUAAUGAUGAGGAUGAGGAUGAUCAGGAUAUGGCAGUUUACGAUUUUGACGAUCAAGAUGGCAGCGUUCAAAUGGACUCAGACGCCGAGGACGACAAAUCAAAAAUCGUCAAAGUGUUCCCGAGAAAAUCACAGAGCGUGUCACAAGCUCACAUGUGUAACUACUGUAAUUAUACCAGUUCCAAAAGGUACCUGUUAUCCAGGCAUAUGAAAUCCCAUUCAGAAGAACGGCCUCACAAGUGCAGCGUAUGUGAACGGGGUUUUAAAACCCUGGCUUCCCUGCAAAAUCACGUGAACACUCACACAGGAACCAAACCGCACGCUUGCUCCUAUUGCGAGGCCGCGUUCACUACAUCAGGUGAAUUGGUGCGUCACGUGAGAUACCGUCACACUCACGAGAAGCCUCACAAGUGUUCGGACUGUGACUACGCCAGCGUAGAGCUGUCAAAGUUGAAACGUCACAUCCGGUGUCACACUGGCGAAAGACCAUACCAAUGCCCGCACUGUACCUACGCCAGUCCCGACACGUUUAAACUGAAGAGGCAUCUGAGGAUUCAUACAGGGGAGAAACCUUACGUUUGUGACAUUUGCAGUAAUAGGUUUACUCAGAGUAACAGUUUGAAGGCUCACAAGCUCACACAUAACAUCGGUGACAAACCAAUAUUUCAAUGCGCCCUCUGUCCGACAACUUGUGGCAGAAAAACCGACUUAAGAAUUCACGUUCAGAAGCUACAUACAUCGGAUAAACCACUAAAAUGCAGAAGAUGUGGCAAAUCCUUUCCAGACAGAUACAGCUACAAGCUACACAAUAAAUCUCACGAAGGCGAAAAAUGCUUUAAGUGUGACCUGUGUCCCUACGCUUCCACAUCGGCCAGGCAUCUAGAAUCACACAUGCUGAUUCACACGGAUCAAAAACCAUACGAAUGUGAUUUGUGUGAUCAUUCCUUUAGACAAAAACAAUUAUUGAGGAGACAUCAAAAUCUAUAUCACAACCCUGAAUAUAUUCCACCAAAGCCUAGAGAUAAAACUCACGAGUGUCCCGAGUGUUCGCGAACGUUCACUCACAAAGGAAAUUUACUUAGGCAUAUGGCAGCUCACGAUCCUGAUCCACAGAUUCAACAGAAACAACUGGAAUUGAAGUUGGGCAGACAGAAAAAGAUUCAGAUGAUUGAUGGUCAACAGGUCGAAGUGAUAAGCCCUGGUUUAGCAUCGGACGAAGAAGAAGAGAUCGACAUGAUGGCCGUAGAAGGUUCAGAUGGACAACAAUACGUAGUUUUAGAGGUUAUACAACUAGCAGAGGGUGAAGAACAAGCGAUGGUAGUGGGUUCGGAAAACAGCGACGGUAUCGUUGGUAUGGAUGGCGUGAUGCAAGAUGGAGAGUUGGACGAUGAUGUCAUCAAGGCUUUGCAAUCGGCCAGGCGGAUAAACAAAGCCAGUGUAGAAGAAGAAGAAGAUGAUGAUGAUGAUGAAGACAAGAAACCCGAUAUCGCCACCACUGAGGCCGACAUGCAGAACUGUUUCGGAUUUGACGAAGAAGAGGAAGACGACCAAAGAGAGACCCUAACCCUACUUUCAAACAUGGACUGAGCUAGGAACUCGGCCUACCCUAAGAAAUACGUAAAAAAAAAGUUGUCCUAAAAUUUCGUUACUCUAGUUCAAUCUUCAGUACAAAUGACGGUUUUAUAUGAAUCACAAGUAUGACGAAAUGUCAAAAAACGGCUGGGUUUCGUACCACUGUUGCCAGAUUUCUACACUGCGGGUUGGAACCUUUGGUGUUACUUGAAAAUUACAAAGUUUAAGCGUAAUACACUAAAAACACUGGAAGGAAUUGGACUAUUAUUUCUGUUCAUAUUGUCUUUACGUUUAUUUUUAAAGGAAAUUAACAAAAAUUAGGAAAUCUAAUAUUUUAUGUAGAAUUAAUUGGCAUGUGUCAAGUGUCAGCUGUCAUAGAAGCCAUAUUAAGAGUAAUACCAUUUAAAUAUGUGUUAAUUGGGGUUAUAUGACAAGAUAUCGAAAGUGUCAUAGAGAAAAGUUGUUCAGAAUUCGAUUUCACAAAUGUGUGACAAUUUUCGUAAAUAUACAGGGACUUUCAAAACUAUGAUAUGUUUUGAAAACCCCUGUUAAUUUUUUGAAAACAUUUUUCUUUGACACUUUUACGAUAUCUUGUCAUCUAACCUCACUUUUUACAAGUUUUAACGGUACCGUUGUAAGUUGGCGCCAUCCAUGACAGUUGUAACAUGACAUAUGUCAAUUUUAUUUUUGUUAUCGGGCAUAUUGAACUGAUUUAACAUUAAUUCUGUUUCAAUAAUUCAAAAUACAGGGUAAAAAAUGUGUUUUUUGUGUAAUGUGGUUAAAAUACGCAAUUUUCUGUUAGAUUUCUGUUUGAAAACAGUUUACUUUUAGUUUUAAUCUUGAAUUAGGGUCGAUUGUGAUAUAGACGGAUUAAAAGAACUGUCUUUAUUGUUGUAUGUAUAAAAAAAACAGUUUAUAAUUGUACAUAUAAUUUAUAUCUAGUUUUAGAUAACUUUGAGGUGUUUAACUUCGGUGAUGUUGUAUUUUUCCUGUAUAUACUUUACAGAGAUUUGAUUGCUUUA